AUGAGCAGCGCCAAGCAGGAGGUCCAGUUGCAGGACUUCGAGACUAUCUUCAAGCUCGAUGGCAAGGUCGCAGUGGUGACCGGCGGCAGUCGUGGCCUCGGGCUCAACGCGGCGUCUGGUCUCCUCCAAGCCGGCUGCUCAAAGGUCUACAUCACCUCGCGGAAAGCCAAAGCGUGCGACGAAGCCGUGGCCGCCCUGAACGCCCUCCCCAACAAACGGCCCGGCGCAGUGGCCAUUUCGGUGCCUGCGGACUCGUCCAAGAUCUCCGAAAUCGAGCGGUUGGUUGCAGAAGUGGCAAAGACGACGGAUCAUGUCGAUAUCCUGUUUGCAAAUGCUGGUGCGACAUGGGGCGCACCCUUCGAGACGCAUCCUGAGAGCGCCUUCACCAAGGUGAUGGACCUCAAUGUCAAGAGCGUCUACUACACCGUGCAGAAGUUUGAACCUCUUCUAAAGAAGAAGGCCCCCAUAUCCGACCCGAGCAAAGUCAUCGUGACCGGAAGCGUUGCUGGCCUCGUUAUCGGAACACUGGGGGAGAAUGCCACCUUUGCGUAUUCAGCGUCAAAGGCCGCCGUCAUUCAUCUGGCCAAGAACCUUGCGGUGGAGUUGGGCCCUCGUGGAAUCAUCGUCAAUGCCAUUGCGCCUGGCUUCUUUCCCACCAAAAUGGCGUCAGGAUUGGUGGAGUUGCAAGGUGGCCAGGCUGCUCUGGCCGCGGAAGUGCCAAACAGGAGACUCGGUCAUCCUGAGGACAUUGCCGGCCUGGUCGUCUUCUUGGCCAGCAGGGCUGCCUCCCAUAUCAACGGUGCUGUCAUCGCGACCGACGGCGGUUCCCUUCUGUCGCGAGGGAGAUUGUAA
Messenger RNA from Capronia epimyces CBS 606.96, 852 nucleotides. Its product is annotated as gluconate 5-dehydrogenase. The record is from RefSeq and is a predicted model, not a curated record. The transcript is spliced from 2 exons. Lineage: Eukaryota; Fungi; Ascomycota; Eurotiomycetes; Chaetothyriales; Herpotrichiellaceae. Bases 1 to 852 code for a protein of 283 amino acids. Gene Ontology annotation, molecular function: oxidoreductase activity.